Cryptomeria japonica (Japanese cedar) is the source of this 2949-nucleotide messenger RNA. RefSeq names its product MND1-interacting protein 1. The transcript has 4 exons. NCBI's taxonomy places the organism in Eukaryota, Viridiplantae, Streptophyta, Pinopsida, Cupressales, Cupressaceae. The record is from RefSeq and is a predicted model, not a curated record. The coding region runs from base 310 to 2679 and encodes 789 amino acids.
AUGUUUGUCAGACGUGGGAGCUCCAAUUACUUUAUAAGAAAUAAGAAACAAAAUACAUUUUCAAUGCAAGGUUUAGGUGUUAUUCAUGGAAUAAAAUUGCAGGGCGAAGAAGAGCCAAACGGGUUAUCGGAAGGUUGAUUCUAAUAGAGCAGAUGGUUGGAACCAAUUGAAAGGAACUGAAAUCAACUUCAACAUCUACUCAAACGGAAGGCAGAAUUUGAAGUUCCAGUUCAUCAAUCGGUAGUCUGGGAAUGGUUUCGAGUCGAAUCGUGUUGCAAACAAAACAGCAAGAGUUGUACAAAUCAUCAAAUGGGUUGCUCAACAAGGGAGAAAUCUGUGAGAAACAAGAGAAGGCUUCGUUCAAAUAACCCUUCUGUGAUCAUUAGAAAUGAAGAAAACUUGACCGAUUGUAGGAGGAAUAAUGGUAUAGCUGCAGAGACUGCCUCAAAACCCAUGAGAAUAUUGGAUGGGGCAUCUGUGGAAGAAAAAACCAAAGACAAGGAAGUUAGUUCUGAGGAAAAUGAAGAAGCGGAUUGGAGGUAUUGCACAGAAGAGCAAUUGGAGGAUCUUCUACUGAAUAGAAUUGAGUUUGUCUACAAUGACGCUGUGUGCAAAAUUGCAUCUGAAGGUUACAGUGGAGAAGAUGCACUUAAGGCAGUGUUGCGAAAUGGCCACUACUAUGGGAGUGGUGAUUUGCUUUUCAACAUUGUGAAAAAUGCCACAUCCUAUCUAGAAAACAACACCCGUAACUGCUCUGAUGAAGCUGAUAUUGUUUUCAGAGAUCUCAAACAGCUCGAAGAAUAUGCAUUGACUGGAAUGGUUUGCAUGCUUAGGCAACUUCGACCACAGCUCAGCAAAGGGGAUGCCAUGUGGUGCCUCCUCAUGAGUGAUCUUCAUGUGGGAAGUGCAAGCACCUUAGAGAUCCCUACGUUGCCACCUACUGAUGAGAGAACUAAGUCAAAUGGAAUUGGACCACCUCCUUUAACAGUAAUUUCUAUGCCUUCUCCAACCAGACCAUCUUGUUCAUCUUCGAAUUUUAUACCCAUAGGUGCAAUUUCAGAGCCAUGUAAAAUGUGUGCAAAGAGAACUUCAGGCUUCAACAUAGCAGAAGCUGAUACGACUGCUGGUGACAAUAUAUCUUUACCGCAGAAUGGCUUUACAUUUGAUGCGGGAACAUCGAAAUUACCGUCCACAAGCAUUGCCCAGUUAACUCCCAAUGCUUGCGGGCAAUCUUCUACGAAAUUGCCCCUGUUAAGGAGAAAUCCAGCCGCAUUAUUGCCUGCUCGGCUUCUCCGAGAUUGGAAGUCCAAAUCAGAUUUAUGUUCACAAUCAGAUGGCAGCAACAAUGAAGGAUUAGUUUCCACGUGUAGGCCAGGGAAAUUACAAACACAAUCAACAAAUUCCUCUGAAAAGAACCAGCUCUCAACACAAGAUAUAAAUGGCGAUGCUGAAAACGCUGCUGAUUCAACCAGUGUUGUUGCCGCAGCGACAGAACUAUCUUUGGGGCUAGCCUCCCCUGUGGAUGCAGGGCAAGAUCAGUACAAGGAAAAGCCUAGGAGUUGCCCUGAUAUAGUAGGAGCCAUUCUGGGAAGUCUAGAGCAGAUGGGCAUUGCUGAGAAAUCUGAUGGUGUAGAUCAACGAAAUGAGAUGAUGCUGAAACUUGUGCAUCAAAUAAGAGAUUUAAAAAUGCAACUAAAAGAACGAACUGAAUGGGCUCAACAGAGAGCUUUGCAAGCAGCUAGAAAAUUGAGCAAAGAUCUGGCAGAGUUGAAAACAUUGAGAAUGGAUAGAGAUGAGAUGUUGCGCUUGAGAAAGGAUAAACAAACAGUUGAGGAGAGUGCAAUAAAAAGACUUUCUGAAAUGGAGAAUGAUUUGCGGAAAGUAAGUGGCAAAGUGGACCAAGCCAAUGCAGCUGCUAGAAGGCUUGAAACUGAGAAUGCAGAGGUGAGGGCAGAGAUGGAAGCAUCCAAAUUGAGUGCAGCAGAAUCUGUUGCAACCUGUCAAGAGGUUGAAAAAAGAGAGAAAAAAGGUCUAAGGAGGGCUCAGACUUGGGAAAAACAGAAGUCCAGGCUCCAGGAUGAAAUUAAUGAGGUGAAACAGAGGACUGCUCAAGUACAACAACAAUUGUCCCUCUUCAGGGAUAUGCAGCAAGAAACAGAGGCAAAAUUGAAGGAAGAGGAGAGAGCCAAAGAAAUAGCAAUCGCACAAGCAGAGGAAGAAAGAGGAGCCAAGGAUGCAGCUGAAGCUUCAUCCAAAAGAAGGGAGGAGGUAUUACAUAGAAAAAUUGAGAUGGACUUUCAACGGCAUAAGGAUGAUAUUGAAAGACUUGAGCAGGAGCUUGCCCGUCUGAAAGCCACAGCAGAAUCUUGUCAGCUAAACACCGUGUCACAUGCUCCACAUGCAGCAGACGAGGAAAGCGUAAAGAGCUUAAAGGAAACAAAUGCCCAUUUGCAUUGUAAACUCCAGGAACUUCAGGAAUCAUCUCGCAGAGAAGGAAAUCGUGAUCGGGAGUGCAUCAUGUGCAUGGAUGAAGAAGUCUCAGUUGUAUUCCUACCAUGCGCACAUCAAGUUCUUUGUGUAAAGUGUAAUGGUUCGCAUGAGCAAAAGGGUCUCAAAGACUGUCCAUCUUGUAGAAUUCCUAUCCAACAGCGCAUACAUGUGUAUGGUGUAAGCUCAUAAGACUAGUUGAAAAUGUAGAUCUCCUAUUUAUGAGCACAAAUUAAUUGCUAGUACAAUUUUGGGACAACCACUGUUGCUGAAAUAUGCAAUAAGAUGUGUCUUCUAUACAUCGUCAAGACUCAAUACCACUAGACUGUGUUUUUAUGCCCAUAUCACAAAAGGCUCAAAAUACGUUGCUCUAUUUGUUGUAUUUUUUUUGGUAUGGAUUGUCACUUGUAGCUUGUGUUGAGUACAUUGAAAACCAAAUAUAAUGGUUUGCAUUUCUUCUCU